Messenger RNA from Zea mays, 1634 nucleotides. RefSeq names its product CCT motif family protein. Gene Ontology annotation, biological process: regulation of flower development. Gene Ontology annotation, molecular function: protein binding; DNA-binding transcription factor activity. The transcript is spliced from 3 exons. The record is from RefSeq and is a predicted model, not a curated record. The coding region runs from base 57 to 1043 and encodes 328 amino acids. Lineage: Eukaryota; Viridiplantae; Streptophyta; Magnoliopsida; Poales; Poaceae. Gene Ontology annotation, cellular component: nucleus.
AAAGCCCAAACCGCAGUCGGCGCAAAAGCCCCAAGGCUUUUCCACGUCCAAGAGCCAUGUUCCGCCAAUCCUCCCCCUCCUACAGCGACGCCCUCAUGCACCACCACGCCGCGAGCUUCUCCGCCGCCGCGCUGUCCGUCACCGUCCCGGCCCAGAUCCCCCGCGGCGGCGCGGCGGCCGGCGGGUACCUCGACGGCAAUGUUGGCGCCUUCUCGUCGCCGCCGUCGUCCUGCUACUCGUCCUCGUUCCCGUCGUCGUACUACAACAGCAUCCAGAGGAGCAUCAGCUCGCACUCGCUCCCGAUGCGCCUCCAGCUGGCCGACGUGUCCCUCGGCGGCAGUAGCGGCUUCUACUCGCCGUCUUCGCCGUCCACGCACCAGCUGCCUCUGCAGCCGCUCUCGUCCUCCCCGUCCUCCUCCGCCGGCGAACUCUUCGAGUUCACCUCGUCAUGCCCCGUCCGCCGCGUCUUCAGCACCGGCGAUCUCCAGGGGAUGAACGGGUCGUCGCCGCCGCGCCCGGUGCCGUCAGCCGACGGCUGCGGCCAAGAGGGUGGCGGGCCGUUCUCACCCAAGGUCGGCCGCUACAGCGCCGAGGAGAGGAAAGAGAGGAUCGAGCGCUACCGUGUCAAACGGCACCAGAGAAACUUCAACAAGAAGAUCACUUACGCCUGCAGGAAGACGCUGGCGGACAGCCGCCCGCGGGUGAAGGGCCGGUUCGCGAGGAACGGCGAGACCGACACGGAGGCCGAGGAACGCGAGGCGUCCGACAACAGCUACGGCUACGACUACGGCUGCGGCCACAACGAGCUGAGCAACGGCAACGGCAACACCACCUACAGCGCGGGCAGCUGCUACGACGGCCACAACAGCAAUAGGCUCAACGGCGACAAUGGCGAGUGGUGGUGGCGGGCGCCGGUCGCCGCCGCGGUCGCGGCCGCGGCCGACGACGAGGCGCAGCGGCAGCGGCAGAUCGUCGGCUUCGACGAGGACGAGGAGCUCUGGGCGUCGCUCGGCGACAUGCUGUCGGUGAACCUGGCCUCGUAGGCCGAUCGCCUGCUGCCUGCUGGCCAGUCACCCAGUCACUGGCCGAGCAGCGCGCCAGGGGCCAUGGGACGCGGACGAACGCGACGUGGCGUUGGUGGCCGGUGGGGUCCGGUGCACGCGCGAGCACUCAGGCAGGCCCGCUCGAUCGGCGGGGGCGCCGGUGCGCGGCGCAGUGCGGUGUGGUGAAGAGGUCUGCAUGGUCGGCGUCGUUGACCUUCCCUCGUGUAUGAUUGAUUGCCUUGUAAACUUUUAGCCAGAAACAUGAUGAAUCAACAAAAAAGAAGAAGUUUCAAAAACAUCUCUCCGUCGUGUAAUAUCAUGUGACGCUGAUAGCAGCCUGCGCUCCGUGAGUACCGUGUGACUUCCACCACAAAGCUGCUUCAAUAUUAGCCUGACUGCCUGAGCAUUAACCUUGGUGUGCCUGCUCUGCACCAGACAGUACAAGAGCUAAUACGAGCUCCCGUGACAGUUUUUUGCUAGUCUUUCUCGCGCUCGCGCUCAAUUUGCAGGUGCUAGCUAGCUUUCGUUGUGCCUGUCCACUGGCAGGCACUUUCACUCUUUCAGACUUGAAAUGGAGCAUAUCAUAUGAUC